AAACUGUCUACAAGGCUCAGAUGGUGAGUUUUGUAAAAUAUUGGGGCUUUAAAUGUCAUUCUUCUCUCUUGCGAGAAAAUACUUCCCUGACCUUCUCUUCAAGAAAUCCCGUUUACAUUCCAGUAUCGUGAAUCGCCGGCGCUUAAGCAAUCCACUGGUUUUACAUUCCAGUAUUGCUAAUUUUCCGUCAUCACACUUGAGCAACCCACUGCUUUCCGCCGCCUCGCGAAUCCCCGGCGCUGUUACCUAAUUACUCUUCCCCGCCGCCGCUUUGCGAUCUAGAAGAAUUCGAAGGUAUGUCUCGUUAAGAUGAUUUUUGCCUCUUUUUUGUGUUCUCUGCAGUGCAUUUAUCCGAAUUGUGUUUGUUGGAUUUGGAAGUCUUAUUAAGCUUUCCGAGAUCCGUCCCCGAUACUCACAGACCACAGUGUUUAUUGGAUGUUUGUGGGAAUUUCUUGGGCUCGGUCGAAAUUUGGAUAUUCUAGGGUUUCAGAUCGAUGCUGUCGCCUUUCGCUUAUCGGUAAAGAUUUCAUGCGCGACUUUUCCUUGUCUUGGAGGUCUCUGAGAAUUCUCGUUCAGGGUUGCUAUGCCCGAGCAAAAAAAACUUUGUUCUUUUUCCGCAUUGGCGAUGAGCUGCAUCUGCUGUUUCUGAAUUCAGUGCUUCUGUUAACUUGUUAAGAUCAACUACCUUGACCCGCCCUUGUUCCAUGCCCUUAUAGUUGACCUGCUUUAACUUUCGUGAUAGCUUUGGUUUGAGUUGACUGCUUAGUGUACAACCAUUUUCUUGAACUUAAGGAGUUACACUUACCCUACUUCUUCCUAUUAUCUGCCAGUUGUAACUAAACAUGUCUAGGAGAUACGAUAGUCGAACGACGAUCUUCUCCCCAGAGGGUCGUCUCUACCAAGUUGAGUAUGCAAUGGAGGCCAUUGGAAAUGCAGGAAGUGCUAUUGGGAUUUUGGCCAAAGAUGGAGUCGUCUUGGUUGGUGAAAAGAAGGUUACUUCUAAGCUUCUGCAGACCUCAACCUCCACUGAGAAGAUGUACAAGAUUGACGAUCAUGUUGCUUGUGCUGUUGCUGGAAUCAUGUCUGAUGCGAACAUUUUGAUCAAUACUGCCAGGCUUCAGGCCCAACGUUACACUUUUAAUUACCAGGAGCCUAUCCCAGUUGAGCAGCUGGUUCAAUCUCUCUGUGAUACCAAGCAAGGCUACACACAGUUUGGUGGUCUCAGACCCUUUGGAGUCUCAUUCCUUUUUGCUGGUUGGGACAAAAACUAUGGAUUCCAGCUGUACAUGAGUGACCCAAGUGGAAACUAUGGUGGCUGGAAGGCUGCAGCCAUUGGUGCAAACAACCAAGCAGCUCAGUCCAUGCUUAAGCAGGAUUACAAGGAUGAUAUCACGAGAGAAGAUGCUGUUAAUCUGGCACUGAAGGUUCUCAGCAAGACCAUGGAUAGUACAAGCCUGACAUCCGACAAGCUUGAGCUGGCUGAGGUGUACCUCUCUCCAUCUGGCAGUGUUAAGUACCAAGUUUGCUCUCCUGAUUCACUUAGCAAGCUGUUGGUGAAGUCUGGAGUGACUCAACCUGCUGCCGAGGCUUCAUGAAGUGAAAAAGCUAGAAACUCUCUUUUUUUAUGCUUGUUUUGUUUCUCACAAUGCUAUAUGCAGGAUGAAUUAUGUCAGAACUUUCUAUUUGUUUUAGACUGCAGAACCCAUAUGAGAUACUGUGUUGCUUGAAGUCAUUUAACGUUUUGAAUCCGUAAUGUCCAAGUGCCAUGGUUGUGAUUUUGCGUGCCUAGAGAUAGAUGAUUCUGCAUGGAUGCAGUUGUAGGCUUGUAGCAAUGAAUUUCUACUGGGUUCUACUUGGACGUGGGAAAGUUUUGGUCAGUGGGUAGCCAGUUGGAUUUUGCUCUGUUUGUCCUCGGUGAUUCUAUUUGUUUGGGGUUGGUCUAGUAUGCUUUUUGGGUGAUUGAAAUUUGGCACAUAAUAACAGAACCAGGGAGGCCACUGGCCAAGGGCCCUUGCCCCGCUAAGAGCAGCCAUAUACGUGCCAUACAUUCUAGGAGAGUGAUUAUCUGAGGAGAGUGAUUAUCUGAGGACAGAGGAGGGAGAAAAACAUUUGGGGUUUGCUUGUUGGAUUUGAAAAAUGAGGGUUUUGGCCAAUAAAAACCUUGGGAUUUA
Linum trigynum is the source of this 2171-nucleotide messenger RNA. The record is from the annotation of a GenBank genome assembly. Lineage: Eukaryota; Viridiplantae; Streptophyta; Magnoliopsida; Malpighiales; Linaceae.